Molecule: messenger RNA, 1230 nt
Organism: Aspergillus versicolor CBS 583.65
Lineage: Eukaryota; Fungi; Ascomycota; Eurotiomycetes; Eurotiales; Aspergillaceae
Product: putative Coatomer subunit epsilon
Exons: 5
Coding region: 109-999 (296 amino acids)
Biological process (GO): retrograde vesicle-mediated transport, Golgi to endoplasmic reticulum; intra-Golgi vesicle-mediated transport; endoplasmic reticulum to Golgi vesicle-mediated transport
Cellular component (GO): COPI vesicle coat
Molecular function (GO): protein binding; structural molecule activity
Source: RefSeq, a predicted model, not a curated record
CUUUAUCCACGGAAGCCAACUUGACUACUUUCCACUCCGCAACUGAACAAGAGCUCCGUCACUUUAUCGAGAAAACAACACUCAAUAACCUCCUCUCUCAAACUCACAAUGGAUCCAUUCUCAGCAGAAGGAGAACUCAUCAACAUUCACAAUGCCUUCCACCAAGGCCAAUACCAAGCCGUCAUAGACUUCGACACGUCCUCUUUCUCGCCCGAAAACGCCCUUCCAGCACGCAUUCUCCAGCUCCGCGCCCAAAUCGCCCAGGGGAACACAGCCGACGUUCUCGCAGACAUCGAGGGCGAAGCCGACCAAACUCCCGAUCUAGGCGCCGUCAAGGCCCUCGCGCAAUAUCAAUCUGGAAACGCAGAUGCUGCGCUGCAACUAGCCCAGGAUCUGGCGGAAAAUUACCCGGAUAAUGCUACCGUGCAAGCUCUUGGUGGGACGGUGUUGCAGGCCGCGGGGAAGAGUGAGGAGGCGUUGAACUUGCUGUCAAAGCAUCAAGGUAGCUUGGAGGCUGUGACAUUGAUUGUUCAGAUUCAUCUCCAGCAGAACCGAUCCGACCUUGCACUGAAAGAGGUCCAGGCUGCGAAGCGCUGGGCGCAGGACUCUCUACUGGUUAAUCUUGCUGAGUCGUGGGUUGGGAUGAGAGUUGGCGGCGAGAAAUACCAGUCCGCAUUCUAUGUUUACGAAGAACUCGCCUCCGCCGACAGCACUUCAGCGCCGCUUUCGAUCGUGGGACAGGCCGUUGCAGAGAUCCACCUCGGCCGACUACCGGAGGCUGAAGCCGCGAUUUCUGCCGCUCUCGAGAGAUACCCGAACGACACUGGGCUGAUUGCGAAUUCGAUUGUACUGAAUGUGUUGGCCGGGAAGCCCUCGCAAGACUUAGAAGAGCGCCUUCGAGAGACCGAGCCGUCGCACGCUCUACUAGCCGAUAUUCAAGAAAAGAGUGAAUUUUUCGACGCUGCUGCUGCUAAAUACUCUGCAAAGGUCUCUUCAUAGAUAAUCUGUUUAGUCUUGUGUCUUUAAUUUAUGAAUUGAUAUGACGGCGAGCUAUCCGGUUCUAUAUUCUCUCCCAAUAUAGGCUACACAAACAAUUUCUUUUCCUUCCGGUUCUCUGUUUGGUCAAGUUCCAAAAUUACUAAGAGUAUGAUAUUAUGCGAACACCAACUGCUAUAGCGUAUUAUAAUUGGCGGUUAAAUGAGUGAGGCUCAUAUAUAAGCAAACACGAGC